Molecule: messenger RNA, 1210 nt
Organism: Corticium candelabrum
Lineage: Eukaryota; Metazoa; Porifera; Homoscleromorpha; Homosclerophorida; Plakinidae
Product: serine/threonine-protein phosphatase PP1-gamma catalytic subunit-like
Exons: 10
Coding region: 59-988 (309 amino acids)
Cellular component (GO): nucleus; cytoplasm
Molecular function (GO): protein serine/threonine phosphatase activity
Source: RefSeq, a predicted model, not a curated record
AUCACGUGUUAAGCACCCGACUAUCUAUUAGGCCUAUCGCGUCUAGCAAGCGCGAAUAAUGUCAAACUUUGGCGUCGAUUGGAUUAUCGAAACACUUGUUUCAGCUCGGAAAACUCCUGGAAAACAGGUUGCUAUCCCAGAGACCGCCAUACGUCAGCUCUGUCAAUCAGCUCGACAAAUUCUUUUAGACCAGCCCGUUCUUCUCGAGCUCAGCGUUCCGAUAAACAUUGUCGGAGACUUGCACGGCCAGUUCGACGAUUUCUUGUGCCAAUUGGAAAGCAUCGGUUAUCCGCCUGACGAGAAUUAUCUUUUCCUAGGAGAUUAUGUUGACCGUGGUAAGCGGUCACUGGAGACUAUCUGUCUUGUUCUCGCAUUCAAGGUCAAAUAUCCACAGAAUUUUUUCUUGUUGAGAGGCAAUCACGAGAGUGCAAGCAUCAACAGGAUCUAUGGGUUUUAUGAUGAAUGCAAGAGACGGUACAACAUUAAACUGUGGAAGACGUUUACCGACUGUUUCAAUUGUUUGCCUAUAGCUGCCAUCGUUGAGGAUUCUAUCUUCUGUAUGCAUGGUGGACUAUCACCCGACCUCAAAGACUUAAACCAGAUUCGAGAGAUUGAACGACCACUUGAUGUUCCUGACUGUGGACUCAUUUGUGACCUUCUUUGGUCAGACCCAGAUGAUGAUAUUACUGGUUGGGGUGAGAAUGAUCGUGGAGUUUCGUAUUGUUUUGGAGGUGACGUUGUUGUGGAGUUCUUGGAGAAACACAAGUUUUCUGUUAUUGCUAGAGCACAUCAGGUCGUUGAGGAUGGCUACCAGUUCUUCCAGAAGAGAAAGUUGGUCACGUUGUUUAGUGCUCCAAAUUACUGCGGAGAGUUUGACAAUGCGGCCUGUAUCAUGUCUGUAUCACAAGACUUGGUCUGCAGCUUCCACAUCAUGAAACCCAACAUUACAAAACCUUUGACAUCAUCACGCAAUAAGAAAACACGAUAAUCCCUCGUCUGGAUGUAUAGCAAUAGAGUGAGAUAUGUGUACGCGUUAGCGGUGACGUCUAAUGGUUUAGAUGGUGCAACAUUUUUGAAACUAUUUUUUAUGUUUUGGUUUCUAUUGAUUAAACUUUAUUUUUUAUUAGAUUUUUACAAAUGUAUGUAAUACACCGACCCAUGCAUUCUGUAAGCCUCAACCUAUAGGCAUAACAUUCAAUCUAAAAAUUCU